UUGGUGGUUAUUGUUGCGCAGUCGUGUUCUUGGUGAUUUUAAAAUUAUUUCUGCCGGUGCAUAAAAUACUUUGAUAUUGAUUAAGUCAAUGAAAAGGUUAUAUAAUUAAAGUGAUUCAAAAUUUUUGUGAAAGCUAUAACAAAUAACGACGCAUAAAGAUAAGAAAAAUUGCCGUUAGCGCAUAUAAUUUGCAAUGAAAUUUUAUUUCUCCGUGCAGUGAUAAAAAUAAUCAUCCGACAUGUCCCUCAAGAAAGAAUCACGAAGUGAUGUUCAGUUCCACCUGGCAGCGCUCCGUGGUGACUGCCCGCGGCUGCGACAGCUGCUCGACACCGGAAAAGUGCAUAUUGACUCACGGGAUCGAGAUGGUACAACUCCACUGAUCUUAUCGGCGGCAAUGGGUCAUACGGAGUGCGUCCGCGAACUGUUGGCGCAGGGCGCCGACCCCGCCUGUUGCAGGACGACAGGAACGUCGGCGUUGUUCUUCGCGGCGCAGGGUGGCUUCAUUGACAUCGCGCAGUUGCUGUUGGAGGCUGGUGCCUCUAUUGACGCACCUUCAUUGGAUGGUGGUACACCCUUGUUUGUGGCGUGUCAAUGCGGUCACCUUCCAGUUGUCGAAGAAUUAUUGCGACGAGAAGCUCGAGUCGAUGCCUGUAUGAAGGAUGGAGCGACGCCACUCUUCAUAGCAGCCCAGAAUGGUCACGAAGAAGUUUGUGAGAUGCUAUCAGCACAUGGUGCUAGAGUUGAUCUCGCACGUAUAGACCGCGCUACGCCGCUAUGGAUUGCCGCACAAUGCGGACAUGCGCACGUGGCGCGUACGUUGCUCGCUCACGGCGCACGCGUUGACGUAUGCCGACAGGACGGAGCGACGCCCUUGUUUAAAGCAGCGCACAAAGGACACGUAGGAGUAGUUCAAGAGCUGCUAAAAUACAACCCUAACCUUGGAUUAUUGCCGAAUGGCGAGAGCGCGUUACACGGCGCGGCAAUGUUCGGUCAGCUGUCAUGUGUACGCGUGUUGUCGAGGCGAUGCGACGUCGCACUGAGGGACGCCCGAGGUCUUACCGCACUGCAGGUCGCGGCUCACGCCGGGAAGAAAGACGUUGUUGCAUAUCUGUCACGGCUUCACUCAUAACCGUGACGCAGCUAAUCUAAAUCUCUUGGGUUCCAAUCCGACAAAAAAAUAACCACUAUGGAGCUUGAUGUGUAUAUAAACAUACUAUACAUAUAUACUAGUCCCAUUAAAAAACGGUUAACUACAUCCCGCAUCGUUUCUACAGCUGAAAAAAAGUCAACGCCGUUUAGUAUGUAUUUGUUAUAUCGCCUGCAGAUUUAGGUUCGAUUCCAGAAAAGCCGUUUUUAUAUAAUCAUUCCCAGUGUAGAAAACAAUAUAACAGGCAUUUUUAGCAUAUUUUUAUUAAAACAAAAUAAUAAUAUAUCAUCUGAUAUAAUAAUUGUAAUGAUACAAUUUUAUUUUUAAUAUCAUAAGCCUGGUGAGUUUCGAGAUGUAUUUCUUGAUAAAAACACAACAGCAAAGUGACGUAGAACUACGUCUAGUAGUUUAACGACCGGAUUCGUAUUUAUAACCUUGAUCCCAAUCAAACAAAAUAAACGAGUUUCUCUAAAAUGAACUGAUUAAUGUAUUUUGCAUUGGCAUGGAAAAUCUUCAACAAGAAAUUAGAGACUGUCAAUAUUUUAUUAAAUAAUUCAACAUUAUUUGACAAUAAGUCUUAUCUAUAUAUAUGUUUAUUUUAUAUAAAAAUAAUAUUUUUGUGGUUUUUUGUAAUUGUAUAUGUAACGGUUAUAGACUCCCAAUUUUAUUAAAAAGGCACACCUAUAAAGCAAUUUGGGUAUGAGCAUACUUUUGAAAAUGGAAUUAUUUUAAUUCUUGAUUGUGAUUGGUCAUCAUUGUCUCCAUCAAGAAAUAGU
This is a messenger RNA of Pieris brassicae (large cabbage white), 1923 nucleotides long. RefSeq names its product ankyrin repeat domain-containing protein 29. Bases 239 to 1129 code for a protein of 296 amino acids. The record is from RefSeq and is a predicted model, not a curated record. Gene Ontology annotation, cellular component: cytoplasm; nucleus. Gene Ontology annotation, molecular function: protein binding. The transcript is spliced from 8 exons. Lineage: Eukaryota; Metazoa; Arthropoda; Insecta; Lepidoptera; Pieridae.